AUGCCUAAUCUUGCUAAUGUGCUAGUCUCACCAUCAUCACCAUCAUCAUUGUCCACUGAUCCUAACCUACUACCUUCACAAUCCAUCAAUGCAAGUGAACAAUCUUCAUCUACAUAUAUCCCUGUGGCUCCUGAGGUUCCAAUUAAGAACUCUAUGGUCUCUGGGGUUCAAUUUGAAAGUAUUCCAGCAGUGUUAUCUAUUCCUCAAUUGAAUUUGCAUCCAAUGCAAACCAGAUCUAAGAGUGGGAGAUAUAAGGCUCGAUUGGUGGCAAAAAGAUUCAAUCAAGAGGAAGGCAUCGAUUAUGGGGAAACAUUCAGCCCAGUUAUUAAGCCAACAACUGUGAAGAUUGUGUUGGCUAUGGCAGCUUAUUUUGGGUGGAAUUUGAGACAACUCGAUGUCAAGAAUGCAUUUCUGCAUGGAGUAUUGCAGGAAGAGGCCCCUAAAGCCUGGAAUGACAGGUUUACAAGUUUUUUGCCAUCACUUGGUUUAAAAACAACUAAUGCAGAUCCAUCUUUAUUUGUGAAACAGUUUGGCUCUUCUGUUGUAAUAUUGCUUCUCUAUGUGGAUGACAUUAUCAUCACUGGGAAUGCUCCAAGCUUGAUUGAUGAUGUGAUUGUUGCCUUAACAAAGGAGUUUGACAUAAAAGAUUUAGGUCAUCUGCAUUUCUUUUUGGGAAUUCAGGUUAUUUCACAAAAUGAUGGUUUGGUUUUAUCACAUGAAAAGUAUGUUAAUGACCUCCUCACAAAAACUGAAAUGCUUGAUUCCAAGCCUUGUUCAACUCCUUAUCUACCUUAUAAUCGAUUAGUUCUUGAUGAUAGGAAACCUUAUAAUAAUCCAGCUUUUUAUAGAAGUGUGGUUGGUGCCUUACAAUAUCUAACAUUCACUAGGCUGGAUAUAGUCUUUGCCAUGCAUCAGGUAUGUCAGUUCAUGCAAACUCCCAUGGAAUCUCACUUUAGUGCAGUCAAAAGGAUACACAGAUAUCUAAAAGGUAUUAUCCGUUUGGGUAUUCGGUAUGUUCGAGGAGGAUUAGAAGUUAAUUCAGACAUUGUCAGAGCAUUUUUUGAUACUGAUUGGGCCGGAGACCCAAAUGAUCAAAGAUCUACUACUGGUUUUGUGAUAUUUUUGGGUUCAAAUCCGAUCUCGUGGUCCUCUAAGAAGCAAUAA
Molecule: messenger RNA, 1164 nt
Organism: Pyrus x bretschneideri (Chinese white pear)
Lineage: Eukaryota; Viridiplantae; Streptophyta; Magnoliopsida; Rosales; Rosaceae
Exons: 3
Coding region: 1-1164 (387 amino acids)
Source: RefSeq, a predicted model, not a curated record